Molecule: messenger RNA, 2314 nt
Organism: Ceratitis capitata (Mediterranean fruit fly)
Lineage: Eukaryota; Metazoa; Arthropoda; Insecta; Diptera; Tephritidae
Product: probable peroxisomal acyl-coenzyme A oxidase 1
Exons: 7
Coding region: 197-2227 (676 amino acids)
Biological process (GO): lipid homeostasis; fatty acid beta-oxidation using acyl-CoA oxidase
Cellular component (GO): peroxisome
Molecular function (GO): FAD binding; acyl-CoA oxidase activity; fatty acid binding
Source: RefSeq, a predicted model, not a curated record
GUGUGCAAGAGCUAAUUGACUGGCGGAAGAGUGGAUGCGAUCAGUCAGUGCACGAAAGUGCUUAGGAAAAGUAGUCGUUUUUUGCUCGCUUUCAAUAAGUCUCGCAAUUAAUUGUAUUUUGCUAAGUAAAUUAGCUUAUUAUAGUCUUUUUGUUGUAAAUAAAUUUAAAUAAGUAAAUUAGAUUGGUAAGCGCAAUAUGCCUGGGAGUAAGCAUAUUAUACCACACACCGUAAAUCCCGAUCUGGAGCAGGAACGUCAUGGCGCUAGCUUUCGUGUGGAUGAAUUUGCCCGCUGGUGGCAUGGCGGUGCGGCGAAGUUACGCUUCAAGAGAGAGUUGGAGCAAGAAAUGUUCAAUGACAUGACCGAGCACAACACACUGCUACACUACAAAUCCCAUGAGGAAAUCAGCGAGAUAGCCUUGAGACAGUCCUUGGAGGUGGCGAAAAAGUUGCGCGCUAUGCAACAGCGCAUCAACCCAGGCGGCAAUGAUAUUUGGCCCAAACUCUACUCGGCCGCUGCAGUUUGGGGGGCCAUGCCUGGUGGUAACCCGUUUGGCGUACACUUCGUCAUGAUGGUCGAGGCGAUCAAGACGCAGGGCACCGAUGAGCAGUGGGAACGUUUUGGCAAACGUGCAGAGAAUUUCGAAAUUUGCGGUACUUAUGCGCAAACCGAGCUGGGCCAUGGCAGUUUUCUGCGCGGGCUGGAGACACGCGCCGAUUACGAUCGUGCCACAGGCGAAUUUGUGCUGAAUACGCCGAAGCUGAGCGCAUACAAAUGGUGGCCGGGGGGUUUGGGCCACUGCAGUAACUAUUGCCUGCUUGUCGCACAACUGUACAUCGACGAUGAGCCGAAGGGUUUGCAAAUGUUCUUCGUGCAAUUGCGUGACGAGGAAACACAUAUGCCUCUGCCUGGCAUCGACAUCGGUGAGAUUGGACACAAGAGGGGUUUCUAUGGUGUGAGUAAUGGCUUCUUGGGUUUGAAGAAUGUGCGUAUACCACGCACGAAUAUGCUGAUGCGCAACGCCAAAGUGCAGCCGGACGGCACAUUUGUCAAGAGUCCCGCCUCAGUGCUGACCUACUUCACCAUGGUCAUGAUGCGUUGCGUUGUGACACGAGAUAAUGCAACACUGCUCGCCAUGGCGGCGACAAUUGCGACACGCUACUCCGCGGUGCGUCGCCAAAGCCCCAUCAAUCCCAACGAACGCGAACCACAAAUUAUGGAUCAUGUGACGCAACAGUUGAAGCUCUUUCCCGAAAUCGCGAAUGCCAUUGCUUAUCAGCUAUCCGCCAACAAGCUGUGGUCCUUGUAUCAUGAAACCUACGUUGAUAUCGAACGUGGCGAUUUCACGCGUCUGCCGGAGCUACAUAAUUUAUCCUGUGUGAUGAAGGCGCUCUGCACGGCCGACUGUAAUGUGGGCGCUGAACGUUUGAGAUUAGCCUGUGGCGGUCACGGUUAUCUGACCUCGGCCAAUAUGCAUUUGAUCGUUUCUUCUGCGGCAGCCGCUUGUUCCUAUGAGGGUGAGAAUACGGUGUUGUUAUUGCAAGUAGGACGUUUCCUCAUGAAGUCAUGGCGAGCAGCCACCGAAGGUAAACCUCUAACACCAACCGCAAGCUACUUACGUGGGCCAGCGCGUGGUGAAACAUUCGGCAAAUGGACUGGUGAAUGGGCGAAUAUCGUUGCGGCGAUAGAGUAUGCGGCUGCGAAUAAAGUGCGUCUGGCUUUUGAAAGCAUGUCGCAACGCCUGGCGCAGGGUCAGACAGAUGCUGAGGCGGCUAAUGGUACGGGCAUUGAGUUGACUCAAGCCGCAGAGCUUCAUGGUCGCUCGUUCGUCGCGGCUACAUUUUUAGCUUACGCUACUGGACCCACCGCAUCAGAGCGUUCUGCUGCUCUCAACAGAGUUUUGGAAAGACUCUUGGAACUUUAUUUAGUGCACACUGCACUGCGGCAUUUAAGUGAUAUCCUGCAGUGUAUCAGCUUGAGUGAUGCCGAACUGCGUUCGCUGCAAACGCGUCUCGAGAGUGUUUUGAAGAAAAUACGUCCCGACGCAGUGGCAAUUGUGGAUGGUUUUGACUUUCAUGAUCGCUGCUUGAGCUCGGCUCUGGGCUCAUAUGAUGGUAAUGUUUACGAGCGUCUCUUCGAUUUGGCUAAACAAAGUCCUUUGAAUCAGGAGCCCGUACCGAAGUCAUUCCAUAAAGUGUUGAAGCCAUUCCUUAAGUCUAAUUUGUAAAAUGAGUUUUUGGGUGAAAUAGUUUAAAAUGUGUCUUGGCUUCAUAAAAAAUCUAAAAACUUAACUUCAAAGAUUUAUUGUUUCAUU